AUGGUCGGCACGAAACGGAAACACAUCGACGAUGACGAGGAGGAGCAUCUGACACCCAAAAGACUCCAAGCGCAGCCGCUGCAGGAGGACGAAUCCGCAGACGAUGUCCCUGAGAUUCACACCCCGUCCCGGCGAGGAAGAAAUGGCCCCGUAGCCGGGAACGGUACGCCGCGCUCGAUUCUCAAGAAGACGAACCUUUUCAAUGGAAUCAAUGGUACCACGACCCCGAAGUCGAAUCGCAAGCUCGUCUUUGACACCCCCACGAAAUCGCCCGACGAGAAUAUUUCCAAUGGCACACCUACGAUCGUCCGCAAUGCGGAUCGGAGCGCGCGGCGGAAGAGCAACAGGAGACUCUUUGAGCGGACAUUGAAUGGAGUGGACAGCGAUGAUGAGGUUCUGGAGGAAGAUGAGGCACUGGCAGAACAGAUACUGAGUGACGAUGAAGAGUUUGAGGAGCGAACACCACACAAAGAAAAGGCUCCCGAGGCUCAAAUACCUGUCCCAGAGACACCAUCGAAGCGUGGAAGAGGCCGACCGAGGAAAGCUGUCGCCAAACCUAGCACCACCGGCAGACCGCGAGGAAGGCCACGGAAAAUACGAGAACCCACUCCCCCUGAAGUCACAACGCUCCCUGCGCACGAGGAAUACUUUUGGCAGAAUCGGCCGGGUGGCAAUCAGACGUCCACCAACACGCUAUCUAGCCACAGCUUGCUCAAUCAUGACGAAUAUUUCCAAGCCAUACAAUCAGUUGCUGAGAACCACAAAUCUGAAAGAGACUUUCUACUGGAACUGCACCGGCGCGCCUUCGACCAAUGGAUCUUCGAGUUGGGCGAAGGAUUCAACAUCUGCCUCUAUGGAUACGGGUCGAAACGGUCGUUGACGGAAAGCUUCACGGCGCAUCUGUACGAGCACCUAGCCGGAAAGGCGCCGUACAAAGGAACACGAAAGAGACCAGCGAUCACCGUCAUUAACGGUUACUCCCCAGGAAUCACCAUAAAAGAUAUUCUGAGUAUCGUUGCUUCAACUGCCAUCCCGUCAUCCACCAAAAUGCCAAAUCAGCCGACAUCGCUAUUACAAUUCAUUCUGGAACAUCUCACUGCGCAUCCUCCCUCACACCCGAUUCCCAUCAUACUAAACUCGAUCGACUCCAUACACCUUCGCAAAUCCCCUACACCGAUGAUGUUGGCGUCGCUUGUGUCACAUCCAUCGAUCAACCUCGUAUGCACGGCAGAUACUCCAAACUUUCCCUUACUGUGGGACGUAGGCUUGAGUGCGCAGUACAACUUUCUCUUCCACGAUGCGACCACAUUCGCGCCAUACGAAUCCGAGAUUGACGUAGUAGAGAGUGUCAACGAGUUACUUGGACGAAGUGGGCGCAGGAUAGGCGGCAGAGAUGGCAUUGGUUUCGUGCUUCGUUCCUUGCCCGAGAAUGCACGCUCUUUGUUCAGAAUACUUGUCACCGAGCAACUGGGCUUGAUGUUUAUGGACGGCGACGCUGAUGAGGAUCAAGACGAUGUUACCGCUACGCCUCGCAGUAAAUCAAAUCCGGCACGGAAUUCCUCAGAAUCAUCACAGGGUGUCGAGUACCGCGUGUUGUAUCACAAAGCCGUGGAAGACUUCGUUUGCUCGAGCGAGGUUGGGUUCAGGACUCUACUUAAGGAAUUCCAUGACCAUCAAAUGGUCGAGAGCAGGAAAGAUGCUAUGGGCACGGAGAGGCUUUGGGUGCCAUUUAGGCAGGAGGAACUGGAAGCCUUAGCGGAAGAGUUGUCUGGUGACGCAUUUUGA
This is a messenger RNA of Aaosphaeria arxii CBS 175.79, 1785 nucleotides long. RefSeq names its product origin recognition complex subunit 2. Gene Ontology annotation, cellular component: nuclear origin of replication recognition complex; nucleus. Gene Ontology annotation, biological process: regulation of DNA-templated transcription; DNA replication. Bases 1 to 1785 code for a protein of 594 amino acids. The record is from RefSeq and is a predicted model, not a curated record. The transcript is spliced from 2 exons. Lineage: Eukaryota; Fungi; Ascomycota; Dothideomycetes; Pleosporales. Gene Ontology annotation, molecular function: DNA replication origin binding.